GGUUGGACAAGAGGUUGGAAAAUAUUGCAUUUGUGUGUAACUUAAAACCAUAAAAGGUGACAGCCUGCUAGAGAUCUGGAUCCAGAUUGACCUAAAUUCAAAGAACUUAAUCUGGGACCACAAACCAAGAGCAACAGUUGGCUGUUAGACUUUUUCUGUUUUGGCCAUUUUUGCCCUCGUGCUUGGACUCCUUCAGACAAGGAGACUCAACAGUCCAAGGCCAUGGAGGACUCCAACACCAAAGAAGAAGCAGGUGCUGCGGAGGAUGUAGAGCUGGCCAAAGCCAUAAUGUCCCGAAAUUUCCGCCCCUCUGUCAUUGGCCCGGAGUCCUGGGAGGGAUACGUCUUCUCUGAUAUGGAGAUCCGUAUCAAAGAGUCCACAGACCUCUAUGGAGCCGUACUCUGGCCCUCGGCGAUGGUGUUGUGUCAUUUCUUAGAGACCAACCGAGACAAAUACAACCUGACAGACAAAAAUGUGAUCGAAUUGGGUGCUGGAACUGGGCUCGUCACCAUUGUAUCCAGCCUGUUAGGUGCUAUGGUGACCUCCACUGACCUACCGGAUUUGUUGGGGAACCUCCAGUACAAUGUUAUGCGCAACACCAAGGGCCGAUGCAAGUAUACCCCUCUGGUCACAGAGCUUAUCUGGGGUCAGGAUGUGGAGCAGCGCUUCCCACAUGCCACAAAUUGUUUUGACUACAUCUUGGCAGCUGACGUGGUGUACUCCCAUCCAUACCUUGAAGAGCUGAUGGACACCUUUGACCACCUGUGCCAGGAAAACACAGAGAUUCUUUGGGCCAUGCGCUUUCGUCUGGACCCAGAGAACAGCUUUGUGGAUCGCUUUCGGCAGCGCUUCCAGCUGGAGGAGCUGUACAACCUCCCCAGUCUGAGAAUCAAAUUGUACCGAGCCUGGAGGAAGGACAGGAGGACAAAGGACCAAGGAGAAGCUGCUGCCUGAACUGUUAAACAGACAGAGAACACACGAUGAAUUAUUGUUUCUGUAAUGCGUUUUUAAUGCACAAAUAUCAAACAAUAUGAAGCUGUGAAUCACAUUUUUACAAAUUUUAUUAUUUACAGUGUUUGCUGGUCUAGUAGAGACAUUUCAAUGUAAUUUAUUGCAGGACUGUUGUUUUGUAUUUCAUUUAGGUGAACUUUAAUAAACUGGCAACUCCAUAUGCCUGGAUACA
Morone saxatilis (striped sea-bass) is the source of this 1183-nucleotide messenger RNA. It is a transcript of the gene mettl21e, whose product is annotated as methyltransferase like 21e. Lineage: Eukaryota; Metazoa; Chordata; Actinopteri; Moronidae. Gene Ontology annotation, cellular component: cytoplasm; cytosol. Gene Ontology annotation, biological process: peptidyl-lysine methylation. Gene Ontology annotation, molecular function: protein-lysine N-methyltransferase activity. The transcript has 5 exons. Bases 223 to 954 code for a protein of 243 amino acids. The record is from RefSeq and is a predicted model, not a curated record.